Opisthorchis viverrini is the source of this 3350-nucleotide messenger RNA. RefSeq lists its product as hypothetical. Lineage: Eukaryota; Metazoa; Platyhelminthes; Trematoda; Opisthorchiida; Opisthorchiidae. The transcript has 15 exons. Bases 1 to 3174 code for a protein of 1057 amino acids. Gene Ontology annotation, molecular function: protein binding; protein-N-terminal amino-acid acetyltransferase activity. Gene Ontology annotation, cellular component: cytoplasm; NatB complex. Gene Ontology annotation, biological process: N-terminal peptidyl-methionine acetylation. The record is from RefSeq and is a predicted model, not a curated record.
AUGCUGGGCCUGGACCUUCGAGAUAGUCGCUUGAAAGAUGUUAUUGUUCCUAAUCAGCUGUUAAAAGCUCUUGUACUUUUGAAGUCCGGCAAAACCACGGAAGCUGUUACUUUGGCCGAGGAGAUUAUUGCUGCCUACCCAACAGAUGAGUCUACACUCAACGUUGUGAUGUGUUACUUUCGUGAGACUGGGCAGACACAUCGAGAAGCUGAAUACCUGAAGACUGCUCUUAAAAAGUGCCCUGAUCGUGAAGACUUGCUCGUUUAUCUCUUCCUGAAUCAGGUACAGUCGGGUAGCUUUGCUGAACAGCAGACUACGGCUCGGCUUCUCUCUCAACAAUUUCCUUCUCGCUUGUACAUAUAUUGGGUGAUUGUAAGCACUACCAUGCAAGCCGAAGCCGAUCCUGUCCUAGGCAAGCGGAUGUAUCUCCCACUGGCUGAAAAGAUGCUUCUUCGUGAAGUCAGUGCAAAUAAGAUGAGAAAGCAUUCGGAGUUCCAACUUCUGCUAGACGUCCUUCGACGUCUGGAGAAACAAAAUGAUGCUCUGCAGUUUUUGAAUAAUAGUACUCUCACUGAUCGACUUGACGAAUUGGACUAUCGCUGUGAUUAUUCCAUUGAACGUUUGAAUCUUCAUGUUGCGCUUGACCUAUGGGAGGGUGCUUUCAAGCUUGGCGAGGAGAAGCUCAACCAAAAUCCAAACGACUGGAACACAUGGAAGUGUCUGAUUGAAUUAUCCACUGCACAAAGUACCCGUGACCUCAAUGCGCUUCGUAUCGAUCGCUUGGAUUCAUUGCUCAGCACCUUUAUGGACAGACAUCCAAGCGUUCGCGGCCCUCACUUGGCCAGAUUGGAUCUGUCAGCAAACCUGCUGCGUCGAGGCUGGGAUCUUCCACACAAUACGGAUGUCUCCUCCCUACUAUAUUCGUAUAUAAACAAAUUCGCCGUUAAACCGAUUUGUGCAUUUGAUGUGGCCUAUUUGCUCCCGUUGUUUCUACCCUCUGAGGCAGAGGUAACUCAGUUCCUUUCAACUCUAAUGCGCGAUAACGCGGAAACGGAAAUACAGGUCCCAUCUGAUAGCAAACAAACUUAUCGCCAUCUGUGUGCCUACCAGGUUGCGCGCGCCAACAGGUAUCCAGUAUCUCUGAUCGACCUCAUACAGACGUAUUUCGCCUUUGUGCCCGAACGGGCCACUUUCCCUCCUAAUCUCCCCAAACAACUUGGCGAUGAACAGGCCAAUGCAAGUGCUGUUGAUCUCUGUCCAGCUGACGGGUUUUUGCUGCUAAUCCUUUCCACACUCUCGGAAAACCCGACAUUCCCUACGGUUUCCCGUGGACCCGGUGCGCUUGCGUUGGCCUUACUAGCAGCCUAUUGGGUCGAGUACUCGGGAGUUGCACGUGCCUCGAACAACCACCAUUUCCGUUUACGUCUCUGUUCUCUCUUCUCGCCACAUGCACUGGCCUGUACAGAUAUGUCAUUGGCCCAGACCGAUAGGCUCGAUGUGAAGCAGUUAUUAUAUGUCUCACUUGGCUACACGAUUAUCGGUGCCAAUCCAAUUCUUACUCUGUGGUCUAGCAUUCAGUCACAAACUAGCCAACACCAGCAACAGACAGAUACAUCUCCGAUGUUCGCAUUUCAUCAUCAUAUUCGCGAUCUUUCCGGUGUUACUGUAAACGAAGCAAGAGAUGGCAUUUUGGCGGCCUAUCGACGUGGUGCCUAUGUGAAAGUUCGUGAGUUCACCCAAUUCGCCGAUCGGCUUCAUCAUGCGGACGUCUUUCUGACGACACGAAUAGAGCUUCUGUACUGGCAGCUUGCUGUGGUACCAGAUAAUUUCGAUUCCCUACUUGAAUUAAUGGGAUCGGCGACGAAGGAGCUGCAAACAGUGACUGAACGACUGGAGGGUAUUGUCGACUGCCGAGAUUUCUCCGUAUCUCCAAAUUUCGAUCCCCCCUUUACAGACAAACACACGCAACAAGGUUCUUUUGUUCACCUGGUGCGAUGGCUGCAUCUUCGACUUGGCACUGUCCGUAUACUUCACAAAUGCUCCGAAUUGGUAAUGGGUUCAGUGAACCUGGGAGACCAGCUGUGUUCAUCUGGUUUGCCGGAUUCACCCAUCGGAUUGGAUGAACGCUCGACAAAAGCUUGUGAACAGUUGGAUCGGUUUCUAAAUACGGACCUGAAAAAGCUGUUGGUCGAAACUCCUUGUCUGUACGGCAACAUGGCGGACUGGACUCUUGAGAAGUUGAUCGAGAGCCUUGUACUCCCACCGGAGCAUUUGUUCACUGCUCCACCAAGGCUACCCACCACUCAAAUGGCUACACUUUAUUUACACGGUCCGUUUGGCCAGGUGCUCGAUGCGGGUGUCCGUCUUGUACUCGGACUCUAUCGGUUACUAUCUCAAGGAGAAGAGUACUUUCCCGCAGAGCAAGAGAGGGAACUUUUGUGCCUUAUCAAAGGCGACAGUUCAGACCUAUCAGCACAAGAGACACCCUCUGGGUUCCUUCAUUCUGUCCUGAAGGAUGUAUCCUCCCUUGAAAAUAUUGGAAAGGCAUAUCUCUUUACUGAGAAUGCUUGUCAUCCUGCUGGGGUUAUCCUGCUUCUGGGUGCACUGUUCGAAACACUUGCGUUGCAGUGCCUUUUUCUGUCAAUGAUUCGGAGUAUUCUUCUUCCUAGAAGUCACUUUCACCUGCGGUCCGGGAAACAGCAACGUCGUAAGGCAAACAAAGCACAAAGGGGGAAACAUACGGGAGGUGCCGAUCGGCGAAAUCAUGUAGAUGCGUCAGGCCCCUUAGAGAAGCGGUUGGACAUCCUUGGUUCGCGUGUCUUUGCUGCUGUCAGUGAUAUCUCUGUGACGACUCAAAAAUUAGCUUCUGUGACUGAAGCCUGGACACAGUGGGCCAAAACGCAUGCUUGUGAGGAGUUCCAUCAGUUGGCAUCACAAUUUAGCCACCACUUGCUAUCAGAGGAGAUGGUGGAAAAAUAUCCGGUGUUGGUUCCCGACUCCCGGACUUCUUUGUUCAAAGAGAUCGCAAAGAGUCAUGAGAAAACCUUUGAUCGUCUUCUCACUGGGUUUCGCAUGAAGCAAGCAGGUCUCACGCGGUUGCAGAAUGAACUCCUCAUCUACGAACAAUGUGUAAAAAAGAUGUCAGAAUGUCUGUUGGACGAAUCCGCUUCUUGAAACUCCUAUCCAACCACCAUCUACGAUCUCCUCGCGUUGUCGCUCAACUAUCGCCCUGGGGGUUGGAAUUCACUCCAGCAAAUACAAAACUCCCUGGAGUUCCAGAAUAUCCCUGCCUAUUUUAUGCUUCAUGUUACAUGGAGUAAUCAAUCCUGAAUCACUAGUUAUCUUCUGAG